AUGGCUUCUUUCCCCACAUUCUGCUGCGGAUUAUUAGAACCAUGUCUCCCACAGCAACUAGUCCUACCAACGGCACCUUCUAACAGCGUGUUCCGCCAGUCUCUUGACGGUCUUGCAGAUAACCCUUUGCGACGGACCUGGCGUGGAAAUAAACAGGGGACGAUUGAGCUCGGGACUGUCCCCACGUUUGAUAAUCCCUAUGAGGAACGCGAAUGGAUCAAGGAACAUAUGGCUGCUGCCUUCCGUUACUGGGGUAAGAUGGGUUUCGCUGAGGGAGCUGCUGGUCACAUAACUGUCCGUGAUCCUGUCCUUCCUGACCAUUACUGGAUGAACCCCUUUGCGGAGCACUUCUCGACCAUGACCAAAUCAAUGUUAUGUCUUGUCGGUCCUGAUGGUUAUGUUACCAAGCACGGCGCGCAGCUGCCCAUCAACACGGCCGGAUUCUACAUUCAUAGCGCUAUCCACAAGACUCGUCCCGACGUGAAAGCAGCCGCUCACUGCCACUCCAUCAGCGCGAAAGCCUGGUCUGCAUUCGGCCGCCCUAUCGAAAUACUGACUCAAGACUCGUGCUUGUUUUACGAUAACCACUGUGUGUAUGAGAACUUUGGCGGCGUCGUUCUCGCCCAGGAGGAGGGCGAAAAUAUUGCCAAAGCUUUGGGUCCCAAGUUUAAGACUUGUAUCUUGCAAAAUCAUGGACUGUUGACUCUUGGAAAUACAGUCGACGAAGCCGUCUACUUGUUUGCCGCCCUCGACCGGACAAUGCAAAGUCCAAGCUCAUGGCUGAGGCCGCCUGCAGCCAACUGGUCUCAAAAAGACCAUCAUCUCGAAGGAGGAUGCCGAAUUCACUGCCAAGACUACUCAGUGGUGGGAGAACACGUAUGUCAACUUCCAACCUGAGUAUAAGCUUCUUUUGCAGGAGACAAAUGGAGCGUUCUUACUCUGAGAAUAUUAAUGACGCUUCAUCAAUGUACUUGUAUGCUGUACUGUCACACCGUGAAAGUUCAGGUAGCAUCGAUGGAUUUAUAAUGAUACUCA
Desarmillaria tabescens is the source of this 1035-nucleotide messenger RNA. Its product is annotated as arad-like aldolase/epimerase. Bases 1 to 897 code for a protein of 298 amino acids. Gene Ontology annotation, molecular function: actin filament binding. Lineage: Eukaryota; Fungi; Basidiomycota; Agaricomycetes; Agaricales; Physalacriaceae. The record is from RefSeq and is a predicted model, not a curated record. Gene Ontology annotation, cellular component: cytoskeleton. The transcript has 9 exons.